Molecule: messenger RNA, 1078 nt
Organism: Nerophis ophidion (straightnose pipefish)
Lineage: Eukaryota; Metazoa; Chordata; Actinopteri; Syngnathiformes; Syngnathidae
Product: small integral membrane protein 10
Exons: 3
Coding region: 9-437 (142 amino acids)
Source: RefSeq, a predicted model, not a curated record
CUCCAAAAAUGACAACAACACGGUCGGAACAGAAAGACGAGACAGUCGCUGGGGCGGAGCACCGAUGUCUGUGCGCACAAGAAGGAAAACAGGAAAUCAUUUUCAAUUCCUUGUUAUUUGUUGAGAGAGAAAAGAAAGAUGAUGAAGAGUUUUUUACUCGCCGCUCAGCCCACAUAGUGACCCUCCUCAUAGUGACCCCCCACAUAGUGACCCUCCACCCCGUCACAGGAGCCUCCAUGGCGGGGCUGUCUCACCUGGUGCUCCGCUUGUCGGGGACUGCAGGUCGCAGCUACGGAGUCUUUUCUAAAGGCUUGAGCAGGACGCUGAUGAUCUUCUUCCACCUGGCCUGGAGGCUGAGGAUUAGGUUCCCUUACAUCUACCUGGUGGCCUCCAUGAUGUUCAACGUCAGACUGCAGGUACACAUUGAGAUCCACUGAGGGGCUCGAUGACUUCGCCCAGACUGAACGCCAAGCGUCAUCUCUUCCGUCUCCAUGAGGAUGAUGACUGCACUCGCACUGCCAGCCAGGUGACCAAGGCACCUCAGACCUUUUACUCGGCCCUUCAGGCCAAAAGUCCAGUGCCUUUUGCAGGGGGAGGAAGGCAGCGUCGGGCCGGCGUGAGAGAUGGUGGUGGGGGGUGGGGGGGUUAUGUUGAAGAUUCAGGAGCUGCUCAAGUUUGUUGCCCCCCAGCAUGACACACUGCCUUUUGUCCAUAACAUUUAUAUGUCCUGCAGUCAAAUAUCUAUGGACUCUCUCAGUACAACGCCAUAAAUGCAAUGUCUGCACAAGCAGGACUUAUUAUUUGAUUCUGAUUUUUCUACUUGAAUUGAGGUAUGUAGCUGUAGAGGCAAGUACCUCCUCCGAGCGCCCCCUACUGGAAGCUUUUGGUGAAGGAAAGGCAGCAUGUUGUGGUCACACUCGCUGUUGUUCUCCAUGUCUUCUGGACUGCAAAUUGGCAUUCACAAAUAUAAUAACCUUGUUUUUUUUUUGUCGUUAAGUGUUAUUUCUGUGAGUGUUUCUAAGGAUGAGGUGGAAAAAAUGAAGAAUUAAUUUGUAAAGCAAUAAAUUCAUGAAAUCAA